AUGCUUGUCCGGCUCCUCCCCCUCGUGUGGUGGUUCGGCGCCGCCUCCGCGCUGCAUCUUGCCGCGCUCCACCGCCGCGUCGCCGUCGGCGCCGACAGCUCGCUCCAGCUGAAGGUCGUGUACGACGCCGACCGCCUGUCGCCGCUGCCGUGCGUGCUCUUCUUCAGCGGGGCUGACUGCUCCCACGAGUCGUACAUGUGGCUCGCCGAGCGGCUCGCCCGGGCUGGCUGCGCGGUGGCGCUCUCGUCGUGCGUGGUGCCGUUUGGGCCGAAGACGUGCCUCUUGUCGACGCCGUUUGACCUGGGCGCGCUGGGCAGCCUCGAGGCCUACAAGCGGGGCCCUUCGCGCGCCGGCAUCGCCGCGAUUCUCGACGAGCUGCGAGCUCUCGCUGCCGCCUCGGACGGGCCCCUCGCCGGCCGCCUCGACCUGGGCCGCCUCGCCGUCGGCGGCCACUCGUCGGGCGGCCGCACCGCCCUCGACCUCGCCUCGUUCGAUGAGCCGUUCGGCGUCGCUGCAGUCUUUUC
Emiliania huxleyi CCMP1516 is the source of this 524-nucleotide messenger RNA. RefSeq lists its product as hypothetical. The record is from RefSeq and is a predicted model, not a curated record. The annotation marks the transcript as partial. The transcript has a single exon. Lineage: Eukaryota; Haptophyta; Isochrysidales; Noelaerhabdaceae.